Manduca sexta (tobacco hornworm) is the source of this 1144-nucleotide messenger RNA. It is a transcript of the gene CPH31, whose product is annotated as pupal cuticle protein. The transcript is spliced from 2 exons. The record is from RefSeq and is a predicted model, not a curated record. Bases 157 to 852 code for a protein of 231 amino acids. Lineage: Eukaryota; Metazoa; Arthropoda; Insecta; Lepidoptera; Sphingidae.
GCUCCCGCCCUCAUUCCGUACAGACGCAAGUUGCACCUCAACAUAGCGAUUCCUGGAAGAUAUCAGUCUUCCAGCAGCGCUAUAUAAAGAUACAAAUAACUUCAUCUAUCUCUUAUCUUUCUUCUCUUUCACUUCUGUGCUAACAACAUUACAAAAAUGAAAUCCAUGAUUGUAGCUGUUUGCUUAGCUCUGGCGUGCGGCGCUCACGCGUCCGGUUGGACCGGUCCCCCGGCCAACAUUGCCCUCUCACAAGAUGGACGCAACAUCCUCGACACUCCCGAGGUAGCGCAGGCGCGUGCUGCUCACAUUGCUGCUCUCAACCAGGCCUCCCAGAACAACCCCAACCCCCACGACGACGGAUCCUACGACCCCCGUUGGGACAACGAAGAGUACUGGCAACAGUCUGAAGGCAAAUGGAACGGUGCUGCCGCCGCCCCUAGCUGGAACGCUGGUGCUCACUCCGGUGCCUGGAACGGUGCUCCCGCCGCGCCCGCCUGGAACGCUGCCCCCGCUCCCGCAUGGAACGCUGGUGCCCCUGCCCCCGUUGCCGAGACCCCCGAAGUAGCUCAGGCCCGCGCCGCCCACCUCGCCGCCCUCUCCUCCGCCAAGCCCGCCCAACAGUGGAACGCCCCCGCUCACAACCAGUGGAACGCUCCCGCUCCUCAGUGGAACGGUGCUCCUUCCUGGCAGGGUGGUGCUCAGGCUCACCCUCCCGCGAACAUCAGGUUGGCCAACGACGGUUCCGGCAUCUUGGACACCCCUGAGGUUGCCGCCGCCCGCGCUGCUCACUUAGCUGCCCACGCGCAGGUCGCGCACCACGCUCCCGCCCACGCUCCCCAGCAGCACUGGUGAAUACCUCUCCCUCUUCCUCUCUUCCCGGGCUCCCUGGAGUGAGCCGGCUCGUAACUCGCGGCUCUGAAGACCGCGUGAGCCUUACGCUCUUGGUUCACGUCGAGGCGUCCUUUCUUUCCUUCGAUCUCUUCUCUUCUUUUAGGAACUGUUUAAAGUGCUAGUGCGUCAGUCUGUUUUCCUUCUUGUGGCUUUUUUGUUACUUUUAUAAGAAAUUUUCUAUUGAGCGAACUUUUGUACAUAAUAAAUAAUUUGUAUGUAUGCGUAAUUAACGAAUUAUAUGGAACGGAAAAUA